Molecule: messenger RNA, 2001 nt
Organism: Melanotaenia boesemani (Boeseman's rainbowfish)
Lineage: Eukaryota; Metazoa; Chordata; Actinopteri; Atheriniformes; Melanotaeniidae
Product: early nodulin-75-like
Exons: 4
Coding region: 1-2001 (666 amino acids)
Source: RefSeq, a predicted model, not a curated record
AUGCCUCCCGACUGCAGUGGAUCCAGACCUGAUGUUCCCAGAGCCUCCCCCCACAAAGUCCAGAAGGACAUGGUCGUCCAGGCGUCAGGGGUGGCGGCCCUCCGUGAGCCUCACCUUGAGCAAACUGGUGGGAAUGUCACCACCAGCUCCAGAGUCCACAUCAUGGGUGUCGCCACCGGCUCCAGGGUCCACGUCUCCAGUGUUGCCUCCAGCUCCAGUGCUUCAGCGUCUGACACCAGCACCCUGGUCCUGCCCAGCUCUUCAGUGUCCGACGCCUCCACCCAGUCAGAGGAAGGCACCCAGCUAGAAGAAGACCCCCAUCCAGAGGACGGCACCCAGCCAGAGAAAGACCCCCAGUCAGAGGAAGGCACCCAGCUAGAGGAAGACCCCCAGUCAGAGGAAAGCACCCAGCUAGAAGAAGACCCGCAGUCAGAGGAAAACCCCCAUCCAGAGGAAGACCCCCAGCCAGAGGAAGGCCCCCAGCUAGAAGAAGACCCCCAUCCAGAGGAAGCCAGAGGAAGGCACCCAGCUAGAAGAAGACCCCCAGUCAGAGGAAGGCACCCAGCCAGAGAAAGACUCCAGUCAGAGGAAGGCCCCCAGGUAGAAGACUCCCAGUCAGAGGAAGGCACCCAGCUAGAAGAAGACCCCCAUCCAGAGGAAGACCUCCAGUCAGAGGAAGGCACCCAGCUAGAAGAAGACCCCCAGUCAGAGGAAGGCCCCCAGCCAGAGAAAGACCCCCAGUCAGAGGAAGGCCCCCAGGUAGAAGACCCCCAGUCAGAGGAAGGCUCCCAGCUAGAAGAAGACCCCAGUCAGAGGAAGGCCCCAGCCAGAGAAAGACCCCCAGUCAGAGAAAGACCCCCAGUCAGAGGAAGGCCCCCAGGUAGAAUACCCCCAGUCAGAGGAAGGCUCCCAGCUAGAAGAAGACCCCCAUCCAGAGGAAGACUCCCAGUCAGAGGAAGACCCCCAUCCAGAGGAAGACCCCCAGUCAGAGGAAGGCACCCAACUAGAAGAAGACCCCCAUCCAGAGGAAGACCCCCAGUCAGAGGAGGGCCCCUAGUCAGAGAAAGACCCCCAGUCAGAGGAAGGCCCCCAGCUAGAAGAAGACCCCAGCCAGAAGAAGAUCCCCAGUCAGAGGAAGACCCCGAGUCAGAGGAUGGCCCCCAGCUAGAAGAAGACCCCCAUCCAGAGGAAGACCUCCAGUCAGAGGAAGGCACCCAGCUAGAAGAAGACCCCCAGUCAGAGGAAGGCCCCCAGCCAGAGAAAGACCCCCAGUCAGAGGAAGGCCCCCAGGUAGAAGACCCCCAGUCAGAGGAAGGCUCCCAGCUAGAAGAAGACCCCAGUCAGAGGAAGGCCCCAGCCAGAGAAAGACCCCCAGUCAGAGAAAGACCCCCAGUCAGAGGAAGACCCCCAGUCAGAGGAAGGCCCCCAGGUAGAAGACCCCCAGUCAGAGGAAGGCUCCCAGCUAGAAGAAGACCCCCAUCCAGAGGAAGACUCCCAGUCAGAGGAAGACCCCCAUCCAGAGGAAGACCCCCAGUCAGAGGAAGGCACCCAACUAGAAGAAGACCCCCAUCCAGAGGAAGACCCCCAGUCAGAGGAGGGCCCCUAGUCAGAGAAAGACCCCCAGUCAGAGGAAGGCCCCCAGCUAGAAGAAGACCCCAGCCAGAAGAAGAUCCCCAGUCAGAGGAAGACCCCCAGUCAGAGGAUGGCCCCCAGCUAGAAGAAGACCCCCAUCCAGAGGAAGACCUCCAGUCAGAGGAAGGCACCCAGCUAGAAGAAGACCCCCAGUCAGAGGAAGGCCCCCAGCCAGAGAAAGACCCCCAGUCAGAGGAAGGCCCCCAGGUAGAAGAAGACCCCCAGUCAGAGGAAGGCACCCAGCUAGAAGAAGACUCCCAGUCAGAGGAAGACCCCCAUCCAGAGGAAGACCUCCAGUCAGAGGAAGGCACCCAACUAGAAGAAGACCCCCAUCCAGAGGAAGACCCCCAGUCAGAGGAAGGCCCCUAG